Callithrix jacchus (white-tufted-ear marmoset) is the source of this 1738-nucleotide messenger RNA. NCBI's taxonomy places the organism in Eukaryota, Metazoa, Chordata, Mammalia, Primates, Cebidae. The record is from RefSeq and is a predicted model, not a curated record.
AUGAUAAGCUCUGGUGACAUAGAGUGUUUUGGGAAUUCUGUGAUGUGCCCUUUUGUGCACAUAGUGGGUUUUUUCUCUGAUUUGCUAGGUUGCCAAAUUAUCACUACCAAAUUUCUUAAAAUAUGUUUUCUAGGUAGAUUUAAACAAAAAUUAUUUUUCUCCUUCUCUUAAAUUAGGAAAUAUUUAAUUUUGGUAAAUGCUUUUUCUUUUUAAGUGUGUGCUCUUCAUUAAUCAGUGUCAUAUUUUCCUUUAACUAGAACUAGAAGUGAAGAAGGGUAAUUUAGUAUAUAUUGAGUCUGCUCUCUGCCACUAACUUUCCUAAGUCCUUUAAAAGCAGGCUUCCCAAAUCCUUGCACUGCUCCACACUGCUUCUGAGGCCACGGGGUCCUGGAUUUGCAUGUUUUUAUUCCAGACUAUUUUUGAGACUGCAUAAAGAUGUUCACAAGGCUUUGUAAUUGUUGAAUUUUAUGUAGGAGUUUAAGCUCGUGUUUCUUUUUAGUUCUUGAAGUUUUUGAGGUUUUGAGACUUUCAUUGAUAAUUAGAAAAUAGUUCCUUGUGGCGUCGGCCCUUCCACCACGGUCGCCAUUGGAGAGUAGCAGCCAUGGCUCUUCGCUAUCCCAUGGCCAUGGGCCUUAACAAGGGCCACAAGGUAACCAAGAACGUGAGCAAGCCCAGGCACAGCCGCUGCCGCGGGCAUCUGACCAAACACACCAAGUUCAUGCAGGACAUGAUCCGGGAGGUGUGUCGCUUUGCCCCGUACGAGUGGCACGCCAUGGAGUUACUGAAGGUCUCCAAGGACAAAUGGGCCCUCAAGUUCAUCAAGAAAAGGGUAGGGACACACAUCUGCACCAAGAGGAAGCGGGAGGAGCUGAGCAAUGCCCUGGCUGCCAUGUGAAAAGCCACUGCCAAGAAAGACUGAGUCCCCUCCCCUGCGCUCUCCCUGAAAUUAACAGCUCCACCCAAGCCUUGGCUCUGUUGCUGUCCUGGGGUGGGGGUGGGGUCCUUCAAGCAUCUGUUGGUGCCCACUAAGCCAUGCCAUGAAUCAAAGCCCUGGCCGACCCACCCACCCACCCUUCCUGGGACAGUAAGCAAGGAGGCUCCAUACCGGAAAUUACUUUAAUGAUUAAAUAGUUCCUGUGCCACACUGAUUAAAAAAUAAUAAUAAUAGAAACCCAAUAUCAAGCAGUUUAGGGAAAAAAAUCUGAAUUUAUUAGCUCACAUAACUGAAAAGCCCAGCGAUGUUCUAGCUUCAAGCACAGCCCAAGUGAUGUUAGGUUUUUCUUUCUAUGUGGCUUAUUCAUAAGAGAAGUUGACAGUCCGUGCUCGUUUUCUCUGUUUAAAAAUCCCUGAAGAAGGAGAGACUUUUCCUCUUGAGUCUGGCCCAGAACUCCUGGGGAGUCCUUUGAGUGGCUCAGCUUUUCACAUUUCCGAACCAAUCACCAUGACCAAUAGGGUCACUGAGCCUUCUACAAGACACAAAAUACAGAGCGUAAAGGAUACUUUGCUCUUGCUGCCCACAUGCCCUGCUGAAGUCAUUAUGGUCCAUGAAAUCUCUAGAGACAGAUGGAGAAGCCCUAAAUGAGACUAGGAUGCCAACCAGAGAAUCUAUCCUGUGUGACCAUAGCUUCAAGAUAGAAAAAACUGUCACGUUCCCUCUGUUUUUAUUUCACAGCUAAACAUACUCAUUUGAUUACUAAAUUACAGUUGUUUAUUCAGAGGAUAUUCCUCUUUCUUCCCU